Rhipicephalus microplus (southern cattle tick) is the source of this 1654-nucleotide messenger RNA. The record is from the annotation of a RefSeq genome assembly. NCBI's taxonomy places the organism in Eukaryota, Metazoa, Arthropoda, Arachnida, Ixodida, Ixodidae.
AUUUUUAUUAAUUGAACUUUAAUGCUUUUAAUAUUUUCAAUAUUUUUUUUAGUUUGUCUUUUAUUUUUAUUAUACAAUAAUUCAUUUAUUAUUAUUGAAUACUCUUUAGUAACAAUUUUAAGACAUGAAUUUAAAUUUUACAUUCUAUUAGACUGAAUAAGUUGUAUAUUUUCUUUUAUUGUUUUGUUAAUUUCAAGAAUAGUUUUGUGAUAUAGAUUUAGGUAUAUAAUAUUAGAUAAAAAUAAAAUAUCUUUUUGUUGAAUAGUUUUAUUUUUUAUUCUAUCAAUAUUACUUUUAAUUUUAAUACCCAAUAUAUGUAUAUUAAUUUUGGGAUGAGAUGGCUUAGGUUUAGUAUCUUAUUGUUUAGUUAUUUAUUAUCAAAGAGUGAAUUCAUAUAAUUCAGGAAUAAUAACUAUUAUUAGUAAUCGAGUUGGGGAUGUUAUAAUUAUUAUAAUAAUUAUUUUUGCAAUUAAUUUCAAUUCUUUUGAGCUAGUUUCUUUUCGAAAAUUUGAAUUAAUUUGAGGUUUAUUAAUUAUUAUUGCUGCUAUAACAAAAAGAGCACAAAUUCCAUUUUCAGCUUGACUUCCUGCAGCAAUAGCUGCUCCAACUCCAGUCUCUGCUUUAGUUCAUUCUUCAACUUUGGUAACUGCUGGGGUUUAUUUACUUAUUCGAUUUAAUUUAUUAUUUAACUAUAGGGUUUUUAGAAGAUUUUUACUAAAAAUUUCUUUAAUAACUAUAGUUAUAGCUGGAAUUAACGCUUUUUUUGAAAAUGACUUAAAAAAAAUUAUCGCUUUUUCAACUUUAAGUCAAUUAUCAAUUAUAAUAUUAACUUUAGCUUUAGGCCUUACUUCUUUGUCUUUCUUUCAUUUAAUUGUACAUGCUAUUUUUAAAUCAAUGUUAUUUUUAUGUGCUGGGUUUAUUAUUCAUAAUUUAAUAGGAAACCAAGAUAUUCGUUUUCUUUCAAAUUUUUUUAAAUUCAGUCCUACAAUUUUAAGUUGUAUAAUUAUUGGAAUAUUAUCUUUAAUGGGGUUUCCAUUUAUUGGAGGAUUUUAUUCAAAAGAUAUUAUUAUAGAAUUUUUUUUUUUUAAAUCUCAAAAUAUAAUUGAAAUAAUUCUUUUUAUUAUCGGCAUUUUAUUUACUUUUCUUUAUAACAUACGCCUUAGAUAUAUAAUUUUAUUAAAAGGAACUACAAAUGUAAGAUUAUUAAUAAAUAAUUUAAAUGUUUUUAUAAAAUAUCCUAUUUUGAUUUUAUCUAUAAAAUUAAUUAUAAUAAGAAAUUUAAUAAGAUGAAUAAUUAUUUCUAAUUAUUCAAUUACUUUUUUGUCAAACCAACAAAAAUUAAUAAUAAUAAUAAUAAUUUUUAUUUGCAUUUAUGUAUACAAUAAAAGAUUAAGAAUUACUUAUAAAUUUUUAAUAAAUAUGAAAUUUUUCAUAAAAAUAUGAUAUUUAAAUAAUUUAACAAGCUACAUUUUAUUAAGAAAUAACAAACGUUUAUUACAAAUAAGAAUCAAUGAUUGAUCAUGAAUAGAAAUAAUAGGGCCCUUAGGAAUAAAGAAAAUAAUUAUAAAUAAUUAUAAUUUUAGUUUAAUUAAGAAAAUAAAUAAAUUUGAAAUUAUUUUCGGGAUAAUUUUUUUAAUAAUAUUUUUAUUUGUUU